UGUGCCCCGCCGCUGCACCUGUAAAAUUUUCAUUUCUCGUUUGAAAGGAGGAGCUAGAGAGAGAGAGAGAGGACGGCAAGAAAAAAUAGAAGCUAUCGCUAUGACAACUAUUCGGAGGUUUUGCUGCAAUGAUCUUCUUCGCUUCGCCUCUGUAAAUCUUGAUCACCUUACUGAAACUUUCAACAUGUCCUUCUACAUGACCUACUUAGCUCGAUGGCCUGAUUACUUCCAUGUGGCCGAAGGUCCAGGAAAUCGAAUCAUGGGAUACAUAAUGGGUAAAGUCGAAGGACAAGGGGAAUCUUGGCAUGGACAUGUUACUGCUGUAACAGUAGCUCCAGAAUACCGGAGGCAGCAAUUAGCGAAGAAACUCAUGCAUUUGCUGGAGGACAUCAGUGAUAAGAUAGAUAAGGCUUAUUUUGUGGACCUCUUUGUGCGGGCAUCAAACACACCGGCCAUAAAGAUGUAUGAAAAGCUUGGAUAUGUAAUUUAUAGACGGGUAUUGCGAUAUUAUUCUGGUGAGGAAGAUGGUCUAGAUAUGCGGAAAGCUUUAUCUCGGGACACUGAAAAGAAGUCCAUCAUCCCCCUUAAAAGACCAGUUACUCCGGACGAACUGGAGUAUGACUAAAUGUGCUUUCUCAGCUGUCUACUAAGUUUAUGGGAACAUCCCUGAAUGGUUUUGCUGCUUUUGGGAGUUCGUAGAGAGGGCAUAGCCGCUUAGCGCAGUGGAUUGUAUUCUAUUAAUGGAGGUGAUAAAAUUGACAUGUCUACCAUGUUUGAUAUUAUUUCCCAUUAUAUAAAAUUGACAUGCCUACCAGUCUGUGUUAAUUGAUAUUUUA
Messenger RNA from Nelumbo nucifera (sacred lotus), 836 nucleotides. Its product is annotated as Acyl-CoA N-acyltransferases (NAT) superfamily protein. Gene Ontology annotation, molecular function: protein-N-terminal amino-acid acetyltransferase activity. The record is from RefSeq and is a predicted model, not a curated record. NCBI's taxonomy places the organism in Eukaryota, Viridiplantae, Streptophyta, Magnoliopsida, Proteales, Nelumbonaceae. Gene Ontology annotation, cellular component: NatB complex. Gene Ontology annotation, biological process: N-terminal peptidyl-methionine acetylation.